Molecule: messenger RNA, 1338 nt
Organism: Linepithema humile (Argentine ant)
Lineage: Eukaryota; Metazoa; Arthropoda; Insecta; Hymenoptera; Formicidae
Source: RefSeq, a predicted model, not a curated record
CCACUCGCCGGCAUGGAUGUCACCGGCGGAAUGAGGCCUAUUUUCGGUGGAUAUCCGUUCCAAGGACAAGGGCGGAUGAAUCAGCUAGGAGGAGUCUUUAUUAACGGGCGACCUCUCCCCAAUCAUAUCCGUUUGAAAAUCGUAGAAAUGGCCGCCGCAGGAGUUCGUCCUUGCGUUAUUUCCAGGCAACUUCGUGUCUCUCACGGUUGUGUCUCGAAAAUCCUUAAUCGAUACCAAGAAACUGGAUCUAUCCGUCCGGGCGUGAUUGGUGGUAGUAAACCGCGAGUGGCCACGCCGGAAGUCGAGGGGAGGAUCGAGGAAUUAAAGAGAGACAAUCCGGGAAUAUUUUCUUGGGAAAUCCGUGACAAACUCAUGAAGGAAGGUUUUUCAGAUCCGCCAAGCGUCAGCUCUAUCAGCAGACUUCUUCGGGGCGGACGACCAGCGGACGACGGGAAGAAGGAUUACACCAUCAAUGGCAUCUUAGGCGGCGGUCGUUGUGGUGACGACUCUGACACAGAAAGUGAACCGGGCAUUCCACUUAAGCGAAAGCAACGCAGAAGCAGAACGACGUUCACCGGCGAGCAGCUCGAGCAGCUGGAAGCUGCGUUCCAGCGAGCUCAAUAUCCGGACGUUUAUGCCAGAGAAGAAUUGGCCCAGAGGACCGGGCUGACAGAAGCGAGAAUCCAAGUGUGGUUCAGCAAUCGCAGGGCGCGCCUUCGCAAGCAUGCCGGUAGCAUAGCUCACUCGGUAGCCGGCCUGCCGCUGACACCCUGUCAAUACGCCGCAGCCAGCCACGAGCUCGCUCAGAUACCGCAAGUGCCGCAAAUGCCGGGCGGAAUACCGCAGGUACCGACGACGCUGCAUCACAGUCCGACGACGUUACACCAGGUGCCUAGCAGCGUGCACCAGGUACCCGGCGGUACCACUGUCGCUCAAAUGGCAACUACAAUGGCCCAAGUGCCCACCACGAUGAGCAGCGCUCUUCAGGGACACACGGUCGCGAUUCCCGGUCAUCUUGGCUCGCUUCCGGCACACGCAGCCUCCAUGCAACUCGCGCAGGUGUCGACGAUGCAGCCGCCGGCCGCUCACGGCACAUCGUCCCUUUCGCACAAUACCGGUAAUACGGAUUGGUCUAGAACGCAACUUGGCUGGGGGCAAUUCAACCAUUUUCAGAGCGGCGAGUACGGGUCGAGUCACACCAGUGGUCAUCAGCAUGCGAGUCAGAAUACUCAGUCUUCGAGUACUCCGAAUACCGCGCCGGACUGGUACGAUCAAGGUUACGAUUACGCUCAGCACGCUCAGCUUAAUUAUCAUCGCAGCGUGGGUGGAAUAUUUUAG